UUUUUAUCCACCUAUUGAUGAACCAUCUAUUGGAAAUAAGAAUAUUGAUCUAUCAAGACGACAGGAAAGAAAGCAUAUCUUCCAGGGAAAAACAUUUGUAUUUUUAAAUGCCAAACAGCAUAAGAAGUUAAGUUCAGCAGUUGUUUUUGGCGGCGGAGAAGCAAGAUUGAUCAUGGAAGAAAAUGAAGAAGAAGAUAGUUUUUUUUCAGCUCCAGGAACCUGUGUUGUUGAUACUGGAGUAACAAAUACACAGAUCUUAAUUCCUGACUCUCAGAAAAAAUGGAUUCAUUCGAUUGUAGACAUGCUCCAAAGGUACAAAAUCAUUGUUUAAUAGUAAAAUACAACACUAGUAGAUAUUUAUGUAACU
This is a messenger RNA of Dipodomys ordii (Ord's kangaroo rat), 367 nucleotides long. RefSeq names its product nibrin-like. Gene Ontology annotation, cellular component: Mre11 complex. The annotation marks the transcript as partial. The record is from RefSeq and is a predicted model, not a curated record. NCBI's taxonomy places the organism in Eukaryota, Metazoa, Chordata, Mammalia, Rodentia, Heteromyidae. Gene Ontology annotation, biological process: double-strand break repair via homologous recombination; mitotic G2 DNA damage checkpoint signaling. The transcript has 2 exons. Gene Ontology annotation, molecular function: damaged DNA binding.